AUGAAUUUGCAUCAAGGUAAGAAUGAAUCACUCCGGGAGUAUAUGAAUCGUUUUACCAAAGAAGCCUUGAAGGUCCCAGACCUAGAUCAGAAGGUAGCCAUGAUUGCACUCCAGCAAGGUACCACUGAUGACAAUUUUCGCCGUUCUCUAGCCAAAAGAGCCCCUGAUAAUAUGAAUGACUUACAAGAGAGAGCCGGGAAGUAUAUUAAGGCAGAGGAAAGCCUAAGGAAAUCCCAGAGUAACCAAGGGCCGAACACUAACUUUAAGAAACGUGGGAAUGAUGCCGAGUAUAACGCUGAGAACAAAUAUGCCAAAAAGGAUAAUGAUGAGAAGUCGCCUGCUAAAAAGAAGGUAGGACCAAGGUUCACUGAAUAUGCUAGGCUCAACGCCCCGAGAAGUCAAAUCCUAAUGGAGAUCGAAAAGGAUGAGAGUGUCCGAUGGCCGAAGCCCAUAAGGACCGACCCCGAGAAACGAAACAAGGAUUUAGGCAAGUUGUCCAAGUUCACUAAGGAUGGAGACAAAAGUUAUCGGGACAAUGACAGCCGUGGAAGAGACAAUGAUGAUAAGAGAACCCAGCCUCGAGGGCCUGUGAUUAACGUGAUCUCCGGAGGGCCUACAGCUGCCGGAACCUCAAGUAACUCAAGGAAAGCUUAUGCAAGGGAAGUAAUGAGUAUAGUUGGAGAACCCCCAAAGCGGGCAAAAAUUGACUAUGCAAUGGCCUUCGAUAACGUCGACCUCGAGAAGGUAAAGUUCCCCCAUGAUGACCCCUUAGUAAUUACACCAGUGAUUGGAAACUCGUCCGUAAAAAGAGUGCUCAUUGAUAAUGGAGCCUCGGUGGAUAUCUUGUUCUAUGAUGCCUAUGAAAAGAUGGGAUACUCUGAUACUCAACUAACACCCUCGGAUAUGCCUAUAUAUGGCUUCAACAAUGUGGAAACCAAGAUUGAAGGCAUGAUCCAACUCCCUGUAACUAUGGGUACCGAACCUAGACAAGCCACAUGUAUGAUAAAUUUCUUGGUUGUUAAAGCCUCGUCGACCUAUAAUGCCAUCCUUGGGAGGACGGGGAUACAAGCUUUUAAGGCAAUCCCGUCCACUUACCACAUGAAGAUUAAAUUCCCAACUAGGAACGGAAUUGGAGAGGAGUUGGGAGAUCAGAAAAUGGCCCGAAGUUGUUACAUCGGAGCGUUGAGAUCCGGAGGAACUGGGGGGCAAGUACUACCCAUAGAGGACCUCGAUGUCCGAGAAGAGGAAGAAAGGAGAGGCAAGCCCGCCGAAGACUUGAUUCCAAUCCCAUUGUAUACUGAGGAACUCGAAAAGGUUACUUAUGUUGGAGCCUUACUUCAGGAAGACUUGAAGCAAGAACUAGUGAGGUUCUUGAGGAACAAUCGUGAUGUUUUUGCUUGGACAGCGGCUGACAUGCCAGGCAUUGAUCCCUUGUUCAUGACUCAUAAGUUGAAUGUGAGUCCUGAUAGGAAACCGAUUAAGUAA
This is a messenger RNA of Daucus carota subsp. sativus, 1485 nucleotides long. RefSeq lists its product as uncharacterized. The transcript has 2 exons. Lineage: Eukaryota; Viridiplantae; Streptophyta; Magnoliopsida; Apiales; Apiaceae. The coding region runs from base 1 to 1485 and encodes 494 amino acids. The record is from RefSeq and is a predicted model, not a curated record.